Molecule: messenger RNA, 1505 nt
Organism: Cuscuta europaea
Lineage: Eukaryota; Viridiplantae; Streptophyta; Magnoliopsida; Solanales; Convolvulaceae
Source: the annotation of a GenBank genome assembly
GCUAUGUCAGGAUUGCCGAGAGCCCUUUCUCGAUGGAGCUUAGGGAUCGCUUCCGUCGGCAUCCGAAGGUCGGAAGUGCUGCUUUGGAGAAGGAUGGCUCGACAAUAGCCAAGAUUCCGGCGGGCCGCACGAAGCAAGUGUCCAUCAAGGAUUUCACUGCUGACAAGGAGCUUUUUGCCCUCAGCUUCCGCAGAUAUCGCUUCCUUGGCGAAACAGACGAGAAGUAUCCUGUGCUGACAGGAGGAGUUAACAUGGAUGCCGGCAAACUCUUCGCCCUGAAGAAGAAGGGCAAGUCUCAAGCCCAAAAGAAGGACCCUUCGGUCCAACCGCCCGUGGGAGCCUUCUUCCAAAAAGAGGCCCCGGAGCCCUCUGCUGCGGAGGGGGUCGUUGGUGUGGCGGAGGGGGCCACAAAGAAGAAGAAGGGGGGCAAGGUGGUUGAGCCCCCGACCAAGAAGCAGCGGGGCACUGUCGCCCAGGAUGCCCCCUUGGUGAUCAUCGAGGAUCGCCCCUCUCCGGACCCCCCGGUUGAUGCUGCGGUGACGGCCCAAAUCAAUCCUCCCUUGAGAAACCCCCCUCGGGAGAUCCUGCAGCUCUCUCUGGCCCCGGGGGCUUCUGUUCUACAUGGCUCGGCGGAGCCGAAAGCUUUCCUGAGGGGGAUGACCUCAGUGAUGGACAAGGCUGCCCUCUCCACCUAUGAUGACGAGGCCCUCGAGAACAGGAUCCUCCAGUCUUCAUUAACUGCUUGCGUAGCCCUCGGGGAGCAUGCACGGAGGCUUGAGCAAUGGCGCCUCCGGAAGGCGGAGCAGGACCGGGAGAUGAAGGAGCUCGUCCUGAAGAACUCCGAGGCCGUGAAGCAGAUGGCAAUGCUGGAGGAAGAUCUCCGGAAGGCUGCCGAGGGCAAAGCUGCAGCGGAGGAAGCCAGGUGUGAGGCUGAGAGGGCAGCCAAGAAAGCUGCCGAGGUGGCGGAGAUUGCUAAAGCCGAGGCCGUCGCCAAAGCCCGGAAAGAAGCUGUUGCCGCCUUCGUGGCCGAGGGCUGGAAGACCGAAGACAGGCGGCAAUGGGUGGCCUCGAUGGUGGAGUCUUCGGUUGAUGACUGGGUGAAAGGCCCCGGAGCCGAUUGGAUGGCCGAAAGAGGGGACAGCUAUUAUCAGGGGGCGAGUUCUUCACCCAGCAUCUGGUGUACCGGAGGCUCGCCAGGCACUUCAAGGUCCCUCUCGAGGAAUUCGACCCCUCGGCUUAUGGCCUUCCUGCCUUGCAGCCGGAUGUGAGAACCCCCUCCCCCCGAGCGAAGAGAGGCCAGUGAUCCAUGACUCCAUGAUGAUGGGGAGAUCCGGCGAUGGUGAGACCGAGGACGCCAUCGAGGAGGAGGUCACCUCGAAGCCCGCCGAGGGGGCAGCAGCUUGAAGAAGAUACCUGUAGUUGAAUAGUUGCUUGAACAUUUAUUUGUUUGUAAUGUUUGUGUACUUUCGGCUUCGGCCAUGUUGUAACAUAUACAUUUGAAUCCC